This is a messenger RNA of Abrus precatorius (Indian licorice), 1056 nucleotides long. Its product is annotated as aquaporin TIP2-1-like. The coding region runs from base 129 to 872 and encodes 247 amino acids. Gene Ontology annotation, molecular function: water channel activity. Lineage: Eukaryota; Viridiplantae; Streptophyta; Magnoliopsida; Fabales; Fabaceae. Gene Ontology annotation, biological process: water transport; transmembrane transport. The record is from RefSeq and is a predicted model, not a curated record. Gene Ontology annotation, cellular component: membrane. The transcript is spliced from 3 exons.
ACUUGACAAUUUCUACUAUAUAUAGCUUACCAUAGAAGCCUUUCGUGCUAUAUUUUUCUAAUUCUGAACAUUUUUUCCUUAUCUUAUCUUCUCCUCCACCUUAGAGGCUCUCCUAGAAACAUCUUAAGAUGGCUGGCAUAGCAUUUGGACGCUUUGAUGAUUCUUUCAGUUUAGGCUCCAUCAAGGCCUAUAUUGCUGAGUUCAUCUCAACCUUGCUCUUUGUUUUUGCUGGUGUUGGUUCAGCCAUAGCCUACGCUAAGUUGACAUCAGAUGCAGCUCUUGAUCCUGCUGGGUUGGUAGCUGUGGCUAUUUGCCAUGGUUUUGCUCUCUUCGUUGCUGUUUCUGUUGGUGCCAACAUUUCUGGUGGCCAUGUCAACCCUGCUGUGACCUUUGGGUUGGCUCUUGGCGGCCAAAUCACCAUCCUCACUGGUAUCUUCUACUGGAUUGCACAGCUUCUUGGCUCCAUAGUGGCAUGCUUACUCCUCAAGUUUGUCACUGGCUUUAGUACUCCCAUCCACAGUGUUUCUGCUGGAGUUGGAACUGCUGAAGGAGUUGUUACAGAGAUUAUCAUCACAUUUGGAUUGGUAUAUACUGUGUAUGCCACCGCAGCUGACCCGAAGAAGGGCUCAUUGGGAACAAUUGCACCCAUUGCCAUAGGUUUCAUUGUUGGUGCCAACAUCUUAGCUGCCGGGCCAUUCUCUGGUGGAUCAAUGAACCCUGCUCGCUCCUUUGGCCCUGCUGUUGUUAGUGGUAACUUCCAUGACAAUUGGAUCUACUGGGUUGGACCUCUUAUUGGUGGUGGUUUGGCUGGUCUCAUCUACGGCUAUGUGUUCAUGCCCACUGAACAUGCACCUCUGGCCAGUGAUUUUUGAUUAAUUUGAUCCUCAUUAGUGAUUAUUGCCUGUGUAAUUCGUGUUUCUUUGUAAUAAAGGAGGAAAAGCAGCUCUUGCUUUUCUUUCUUUUCAUUGCUGUUUUAUCCUUUUGUUUUGGCUUUUAAUGUAAAGCGUUGAAGUCAUUGUUUUCUUGUAAGAAUUCAAGAGGUUGGUAAAUGGUAAU